Cornus florida is the source of this 855-nucleotide messenger RNA. RefSeq names its product serine/threonine-protein kinase BLUS1-like. Gene Ontology annotation, biological process: protein phosphorylation. The transcript has a single exon. Lineage: Eukaryota; Viridiplantae; Streptophyta; Magnoliopsida; Cornales; Cornaceae. Gene Ontology annotation, molecular function: protein serine/threonine kinase activator activity; ATP binding; protein kinase activity. The coding region runs from base 1 to 855 and encodes 284 amino acids. The record is from RefSeq and is a predicted model, not a curated record.
AUGAAGAAGAUGAAUGUGGAUCAACAAACUGCAGCAGCAGAGUACGAGAAACUGACCCGAGAUGUUCAAAGGAUUGUCCUUGUCCCUCAUCAUCCCAACCUUACUGGAAUCAAAAGCGCAUUCGUUGAUGAUAUUUAUAAGGGUGAGUUCUAUGUGGUCAUGCCAUUCAUGGAGUUGUGCUCUCUUCGAUCCAUCAUGACAUAUAAGUACAACAAUGGUCUGUCCGAGGGCUGUAUAGCUGUGGCCCUCAAGCAAACGUUAAUGGGUCUCUCUCAUCUCCAUCUAAAUGGCCAAUUACAUCGAGAUAUCAAUGCUGGACACAUCUUCUUAAGCGACUAUCACGGUAUCAAACUCGCAUUCGCGGCCACUGUAUACGAACAUGACUAUGGCAGUCAUCGUCUUCGCCACAGCAGCAUUGCUGCUUCAGUCUCUACAAGCUUGGCCGCUGCGCCCGAGGUUUUCUACUCCGAUGGUGAAUACACUAAAAAGGCUGACAUAUGGCUUAUUGGAAUCACCGCAUUAGAGUUGGCUUACGGUGGAAUUCCAGUGUCUAGUCGACGAGGUUUGGAGAAGAUGAUCAACAAAAUUACAAACAAGAAAAAACUACCCCCAAAGAAAGAGGGAGGACUCCCUUCUUUCUUCAAACCUUUGGUUAAGCCCUGUUGUGCUGCUGCUGAUCUGAGUCUGGAAUUCUUAGAAUGUUUUAGGAAGAUGGUGGCAAAGUGUCUGGCUACAGAACCGGCACAGAGGCCCACUGCAUUUGAGCUUCCAGAGGAUGACUUCUUCAAGAAUUGCAGCGACGUUGUGGAACACUUUCUGUCUAAGGCCACUCCUCUUCCUCCUCAUUAUUAUUAA